This is a messenger RNA of Truncatella angustata, 761 nucleotides long. RefSeq names its product ribosomal protein S13. Gene Ontology annotation, cellular component: cytosol; ribosome; small ribosomal subunit. Lineage: Eukaryota; Fungi; Ascomycota; Sordariomycetes; Amphisphaeriales; Sporocadaceae. Gene Ontology annotation, molecular function: RNA binding; structural constituent of ribosome. The transcript has 3 exons. The record is from RefSeq and is a predicted model, not a curated record. Bases 104 to 574 code for a protein of 156 amino acids. Gene Ontology annotation, biological process: translation.
CUGCAGAAAUAUCCAGCCAAUUUUCUCUCUCUUCCCCAAGAUCUGAACUUCACGAUCCCAGGAAUCGACAUCUAAGGCAACAUCAAGUCAACGGUUGCCCAUCAUGUCGUUGGUCUCCGGAGAGAAGACGAACUUCCAGUUCAUCUUGCGUCUCCUUAACACGAACGUUAAGGGUGAAGAGAAGGUCAUGUACGCAUUGACCCGUAUAAAGGGUGUCGGUCGUCGUUACUCCAACUUGGUCUGCAAGAAGGCUGAUGUCGACUUGAACAAGCGUGCCGGUGAACUCACAUCUGAAGAGCUCGAGCGUAUUGUUACCAUCAUUCAAAACCCUACCCAGUACAAGAUCCCCGCCUGGUUCCUCAACAGACAGCGCGACAUCGUCGACGGCAAGGACUACCAAGUCCUGGCCAACAACGUCGACUCCAAGCUCCGUGACGAUCUCGAGCGCCUCAAGAAGAUCCGCGCUCACCGUGGUCUCCGUCACUACUGGGGUCUCCGUGUACGCGGUCAGCACACCAAGACUACUGGCCGUCGCGGUAGGACUGUCGGUGUCUCCAAGAAGAAGGGUGGUUAAACGUCUGGAGGCAGUGGGGGAGUGGUUUCAUUGGUUCUGGUCAUCAUUGCAGAUCGGAUUGGCGUGAAGGCUGGACAUGGAAUUACGCAUCAACGAGAAAAAACGUCAUGGUCAUUUGCUUUUGCCAAGGGUUUUCGGCAUCAUGGAUGUACUCUACACGAAUGAAUGAAGAGACAUCUUCCUGAAA